AUGCCCAAGGGGCGCGGGGGUUCUCUUCUCCUGGGAGGCUGGGACGUCACGAAACAGACCAGUCUGAAAAAUGCGGCAGGAGGCUCCGGGCGUCGGGCCGGUGCCGAGGGAUGGGAAGUUGGGAACAGGUCCACGCGUGAGCGUGAGCGUGAGCUGGAAUUAAGGAAAGGAAAUUAG
Molecule: messenger RNA, 177 nt
Organism: Miscanthus lutarioriparius
Lineage: Eukaryota; Viridiplantae; Streptophyta; Magnoliopsida; Poales; Poaceae
Source: the annotation of a GenBank genome assembly